Molecule: messenger RNA, 4557 nt
Organism: Ceratina calcarata
Lineage: Eukaryota; Metazoa; Arthropoda; Insecta; Hymenoptera; Apidae
Product: Visual system homeobox 2
Exons: 7
Coding region: 1447-2766 (439 amino acids)
Biological process (GO): regulation of transcription by RNA polymerase II
Cellular component (GO): nucleus
Molecular function (GO): DNA-binding transcription factor activity, RNA polymerase II-specific; sequence-specific double-stranded DNA binding
Source: RefSeq, a predicted model, not a curated record
CUCGUUGGGUGUCGCGCAGUCGAGCAACCCCGUGCUGCUCGGCAGCUCAGUUGUCCAUCGCCGCGACGACGACACGGUUGCGCCACGACGACGACGACGACGACGACGGCGACGACGACAGACAGACGUCACCGGGACUACCCCCCGAGAGGCACGCUCGCUUUUCUCUCGUCCAUACGUAGCCACGGUUCGUUCGGUUCGGGUCGAGUUUUUCCGCAGACCACGUCAGUGAGAAUCCAGUAUUCCGAUGCGAACGUAAUCCAGCGGCCGCAGUGGUGUUGUCAGUGAAUCGUCCGACGGAUCUCGACGCCUCGUUACCAGUGCACGAAUCCAGCCGAAGGGAGGACGAAGGCCGGUCCUGAGUUCUAGAACAGUGACCGCGGGUCGAUCAUCGCCAGAUUCGUAGGCGAGCGACGAGGGAGAGGAACGAGGAAGAGGUUGCUCUGUCCCUGAAAUUCAAUCUGACGCGGACGAGGGGGCCCGAGGUUCCACGAAUUUCCAUGCGCAUCGUUCAGAGUUUUGUUCGCCGCCGUGAAUGAGCCCGUCACGUGCUAUCGUGAAUAGAAUAUCCCUUGGACAGAGAUAAGGUUCUAAUUGUCCCCGGGGCUGGUUCGGCCCGGCCGGUGUUCGACCAACGCAGGAAUCCGUACCUGAUCACAACGAAACGGACGUUCAACGAAUAGACUACAAGUGCGAGAGGUUAGACGCGUAGUUUUCUAGACAGUAGACGUGUUUAAGGGUGAAACGAGACACGAAGUACCGCGAGGAGUGAGGCAGGAUUCGUUUCUAGUCGUCGCUCAGGUUGCCGUCGCUCGCCGCAAGCUACCUGCUCAAGUCCCUCCGCUCGAAGGAUCGCUCGAUUCUACUUUUACAACGAAGAUAAGUCGAAAACGCUAAGCUAUCUUGUAACCCUUUUGCCACCGAGAAUCGCUCGCAGCUCGAGGCAUUUUCAAUAAUGGAGAUCUAUGAAAACACUUAGGGCCACCGACGGGUCCGUCAGCCUGUUUCUCGAUUCACGGAAAACUGUUCCAUAUAUUUUUCACGAAAUCCGUUGAAUCAACUUCGCGGCAGGCCUAUAGUAGAAAUCGGCUAUCAGCGAUCGUUGAAAUGACACGAACGUAAUACGUGUCGCGAGUAUUUGACCGCCGUCGGAUCUCGAGCGAGCGCAUUAUGCCAGGGCCUAGCGAUAAUAACUUGGUCACUUUAUUAUACCCGUUCAACUUCGAGGAUCAGAACUGAUCGUCAGCGAGCAUCGAGCAGCAGGUCAACGAAUUCAAUCGAGGAACUCGAAUUUCCAAACAAAGUUCCUACGAAUCUCUACGGGAGAGAGCAACUUGUCGCCAACCCGACUGACUCCGACGAGUUUCGAGCCAAAUUGCCGACAGACUGUCACAGAGGCAGGAUGUCGUUUUGAAUCGUGAAUCGUAAACCGACGAAGAAUCCAAGAUGCCGCAGCGGUCGCCGUUCGCGAUCCAAGAGCUGCUGGGGUUGAACGGUACCGGAAACGGUAGCGGUACCGAUCGCGGCUCGCCCCAAGGCUCGCCGCCGGCCGGAGUCUCGGCCGUGUCGUACGCGCCCACCGCGCCUCAUCACAAGCUAUGGGACUACAUGCCGAGCCUUACGAAUCAUCUGGGCAAUCUGGGGAAUCUUGGGAAUCUGGGCAACCUCACGGCCUCGCGGAUGGCCUACCUGAAUGCGCAGGCGGCCGUCGCGGCUGCCUUCCUGCCGCCGCCCCACCCCCACCCGGCCCACCACGUACCGCAUCAUCAGGUACAUCAACCGGGCCAGCUUCCGGCCUCGCCGGCCGGCGUCAACGUGCAUCCGGCUGCACACGCGCAGCACGUACUUCCGGGCACCGCGGUCACCGCGAAUCAUCAUCAGCACAGCCCGAGUCAGCACACGCCGCCCAACGGUUUCUCGCAAUCGAAAAGCUCGUUCUCGAACACCAGUCCAGGUGUUGGUCACAAUAUAGAGUCAGGGAAGGAUUUCACGGUCGACGGUCUCUCUGGUUUCAGCAAGAAGAAGAAAAAGAAGCGUCGUCAUAGCUCCAGGACGAUCUUCACGUCACAGCAGCUGGAGGAGCUGGAGGCAGCGUUCAAGGAGGCCCAUUAUCCGGACGUGUACGCCCGCGAGAUGCUCAGCCUUCGAACAGAUCUACCCGAAGACAGGAUACAGGUCUGGUUCCAAAACCGGAGGGCGAAGUGGCGUAAAACCGAGAAAUGUUGGGGUAGGAGUACCAUAAUGGCGGAGUACGGUUUAUACGGAGCGAUGGUGCGGCAUUCACUGCCGCUUCCGGAGACCAUACUGAAAAGCGCGAAGGAGAACGAGUCGGUCGCGCCAUGGUUGCUAGCUCAAUCAUCUAAGACGAGCAGCUUUAGUCAAGAUAUCGAAAAUAAUCAAGAAAUGAUUGACUGUGGCCCCGCAGGGAUGCACCGGAAGUCAAUCGAAGCGGCAGAACACCUUAAGUCAGGCGGGGAGGACAGCGGCAACGAUCACAACGGAAGCGGAAGCAGCCCGCAUCAUAAUCACCAUCAAGGCGGACCGACGAGCUCCGAGAGCGGACAAGAGAGCCAAGACGGAAUGGGCCCAUCCUCCUCGGCAGGAAUCGUUCAGGACACGGAGCAGCUAAGGAACGAGAGCAUCGCGUGUUUGAGGGCGAAAGCGCAGCAGCAUCAGCUGCAAUUGAGCCUGCAGCCGACAGCUGCGCCUACCAGCACCUCGUACCCUGCAGGACCCCAGUCGAGCACGCUUCACGCCUCCGUUUAAUCACCGUUCCGGCAUUCCUUCAUCGAAACCAGAAGACGCUCGAUUCACCUUUAGGGAACAGAACACUCGACAUUCCUCGCGGACGGCUCGAGCGUCUGCGAGCUUCGAGUCUUUCCCCAAAAAUCCCUUCUCUAUCAUCGAGUAAUCUAAUUUCGACGAAUCAGGGUAAACGCGUCCGCCCGUACUACGGGCGUCCGGACGCCGUAUCUAUGAUCACACAACGAAUACGAAUCACAGGGCUGCGUCAAUCGAAGUAAUCGCGCAGGGCCUAUGCAGUUUUCUCGCGUUUCGCUCGUCUCCUUCGGCGAAGGGUGACGGACAACGAGAAUCACUUCGAGCCGGUCCUCAUUCAACGAAACGGUGGCCUAUGGACGGCCAAGUACAAUGACGAAUCAUCGAUCGUCUCCACUCACCGUCGAGAUCUUCUCGUUUAAAAGUCGAAACCGGACGAAUCGACACCAAGUGGAUGACGAACAACUAAUUAGGAGUUAUAGUUGCUUUAAAUAGUGGGAGUAUAAAUAUAUUAUAAUAUACGUUGUAUGCGUGGCGACCACGGCUGAGAGGGAGGGAGAGAAAGACGAAGUAAGAGUGCAAUCGAGUAAUUUUGUGAAGAACCUGUUUCGCCUUUAGACCACCGAAAAAACAUUGCAACGAACGAACGAACAAACAACAAUUGAGUGAAAAAACCCACCGGACACAUCGAACUCUGACCUCGGACGCGCCUUUUACGACGUGGCUUCGGAGCGACGAUACGCUCUCUCCAAUGAUCUGAAUUGUCGAUCGAUUAUUAUUAUUAUUAUUAUUAUUAUUAUUAUUAUUAUUAUUAUUAUUACCAAUUAAAUUAAUUAAUUAAUUACGAGACCGUGUGUAAGUGUUUGUGAAUGAAUGGGACUGAAGUUUUAUGGGCAGCGAGACGGAGUGCAACGGAAUAUGUUUAUUAGCGGACACUUCCUAUACCCAAGUACUUAACGAAAAGACGUAACUGUUGUCAAAUGUGCAAUAUGUCGGUAUAAGUUAUAGAUCUGUAAGGUAUCAUACUUUAUUUACGGAUACAACACUACGCGAGGUGGUCGUCAGGGUAAUGGUGCCUUGACGGGCGAGCUGCACGCUCGGAGCUGAUUACAAUUCACCCCGGGAUGCAAAUUCGAUCGGUAGUAUUCUAAUUUUGACUAAAGGGAUUCGGACCUCGGCAUGGAGAGUCAUUAAAAAAAAAAUCAUUCUUUCCAUCCUGGAACUGACGCGUUUCUUUUUCAUAUAUUCCGGCUGAUUUUUAUUCUUCAAUUUUUCCGCGCCGCGAUGGCGCCGUUACCUUACCCCCACUGUAUAUAAAUAUAUAAAUACAAAGUAUAUAUAUAUAUAUAUAUAUAAAUAAGAAAAAUAUAAAUGCGAAUAUAUGUGGUUACGAGGAACGCUAAGUCGGACGAUAUCUCACCUUCGCUUGCAAUUGUAAGACAUUUCAUUCAAUCCUGAUCGCGUUUUUUUAUUUAACGAUCAAUUCGAUUUAUAUAGACAUGAAUUUUGACGAAGGGGAUUUCGCUCGCCUUAGAUCUACCGGACUAUAAACAUAACAUAACGCACUAUAAUUUAAACGAUAAAAUUGCGGGACGAGGUAACCACGGUGGUAAGGGUGAUAUAAAGAAAUAUGGUACACCGCUGUUGUGUUUGUGAGACAGACUUAAAACAACGCGCUUCGGAUCUCAAGCAAGUCUCCCCGUAUCCGAAUGCCCCAACGCAUGCAUAGUAGUCGGCUAGUGUAUGUAAUAAAUAAAGUUUCUGAACAAAACCAUACUA